GGUGGUUCGUGAGUGUCGUCUCGCGGCGCGUCGUCUUUUAGCGCGUGUUCGAAACCCGUGCCAACACAGAUUUACUUUAUUUUAUUUUUUGGUUUAUCCUACUUACUUCAGCCGCUACGGGCGAUCAUACAUAUAACUUGUUAUCUCUGCAAGAAUAUCAAAAUCAUGCAAUGAGCAAGUCUGCGUUUAUUAGGCACUUAAUAUCACGUCAGUUUGUGCUUUCAGAAUCGGCGAAUCUGCUGCCGUCGUUCCAGCACAUCUGCAGCGGAGACCUAAACAGGAAGUUGGUCACCAGAUAACACGGCUUUAUCUGACUAAUGCAUGGUCAAAUGGCAGAAACUACAAAAGAAGAAGUAGAUGCUGGAAAUGAGGUUAAUGACCCAUCAGAAUGGGCUGAGGAUGCAACCAAGGGUUCGAAAAAUGAUGAAAAACAGAUGGAAAGUCCACUCAAAGAGAAGAGUCUUGGGUUCAGGAUGUCGUUCAGAGAAAGUUUGAAAGCGGUCAGUAAAAAGAGCCCUAUUGUAUUUAAAAACAAAAGGUCAGAGAACAGUGAUGACCAAAGCUCAAAUUCUCCAUUACGACCACCGCACUCUCCAAGUUUGAGCAAAGGAUCUCCCUCGCAAUCUUCAUUUCAGAGUCCAAAGGCAGGAAAGGCUUCUCUUGCCAGAACUAUGUCAGAUUCUGCAGUUGAAAUAACAGGUUCAUUGGCCAAGAGAGGGGCCUCGAUCAGGCAGAGUUUGGGUCUGGGUACUAAACAAAAAAAACAAGAACCACUUGAACCUGUCACAGAGGCGAAGACUUCCUCUGAAGAGCAGACAGAGGUCAUAGAUACAGUGUUGGAGCUCAGAAAAACAUAUACUCUGCCAGAGAUACCACCUAUGCCUUUGUCAGUAAUGGAGAUUAACAAACUGAUAGAGAGGGAAGUUCUAGAGGAGGCCUAUGUGAAUCUACUGUCUCUACGCCUAGAGUUUCAGAAGGAGCAUCAAGCUCUGGAUCAAGAAGACUAUCCCAUCGAACUAGUCAAUAAAGAGAAAGAUCUCAGUCUGCUCUAUGGCACAUUAAGGAGCAAAAUGUUUGACAUCGUACGCAACUCCAGUGCUCUUCCCUCACGCAAUAAAGAGCUGCUGGUGUAUGUAGCACAGAUUAUCCUAGAGGAAGAAAAGAGGCAGGGGGAGCCAGGAGCGAUGCAGGGAUGGAGGGAAGCAUGGAGGGAUGCAGUGCUAAACGGGGUUCGAGAUACACUGAAGAAAGUUCAUCUGGACAGCCCAGAGCAGAACGCACCCUGGCUGGCAGUGCAUCUAGGGCGUCUGGGUAAAGCUGUGGUGGAGGAUUUGGAGAGAGUGAAGAAUGAGCUUCAGAGCCCAUAUCCAGAAGACUUUAAUGUGUUUCAAACCUAUGUGUCCUGCUAUCACGAGGCUGUAGGAGAGCAUCUAAAGAGACUUCUGGAAAAGGUGAUAGAGCUGAAAGAUUACUAUGCUCUUCUAGAGUUCAUUAUUCAUCGCUACCCCAGUGAGAAAGUAAUGGGGAGCAGCUCUCUGCAGCCUGAGUUGAAGGAAGAUCAGAGAGUACUGACACUGGACAAAAAUUUCCUGAAUAAGAUAAAAGACAAAUACUGUGGUCGCUUACAGGCUGACAUGAAAACAUCACUCAACAGAAUUAUUGAGUUGGAGAAUGAGGAAAUGUGGAAAGAAAAGAGAAAACCAGAGAUUGAUGAGGGAAUCUACAGCUCACACAUUGACAUGGACAUCUGGACGAAUAUUAAAGGGAAUGUACAAGGAUCCAGGACACUUGAUGUGAACCUUGAGCAGAAGGUUGUGCGUUCCUGUUUGGAGGAACUGAAGACCUUUCCAAAACGGUUUGAGUCAGCGUUUGUUGAGUGGAGCAGUUCUCUGUCAAACUCCUCUCUCUGGGCAGAGUAUCACAUCAGUUACAUCAACAGCUUCAGUGCCCUGAAAGAGCACAUGAAGAGCUAUCAAGACACCUGCCCAAUCCAGCUAGGGCUGGUUCACAAUGAAAUCGAUGGACUGACCACCAGAUUGAGUCAAGCUGUGAUGGAGGACUUCAAAACAAAUGUCAAGCCUUUCCUCAGGAGACAAAUGACAGGGAAAUGGUUUUCAUUUGAUGAAGACUUUUCACAGCUGAUCAGCAGAACUAAGACUCUUUCUGAUCAGAGCAAGUUCAUGACCCCAAAACAUAAACAGGCUUUUGUGAACAAAGCUCACUUUUUUGUGGUGAAGGAAUAUGUAUCUCAGCUGAUGAAGAAUAACUACUCAUGCAAAAACAGGAAGAAUGAGACAGCUGCCACUAAGAUAACAAAUCAGUGGGAGGAACUGAAGGAGAUUUUCCAAGAUAUGAACUCAACCUUAGAUUGGCUUCAUCCAGUCGGGAACCAGCUGAGCAUGAUCAUUGGGUGCAAAAAAAGUGACGUAAAACACAAUUUACAACCAUUAGUUAAUAACUAUCCAGACAUCAGGAAGAGCCAUGUCUCAGCUGUGCUGUACUUCCGGGGAAUUAUAAGAGGCAGGGAAAAGCAUACUAUACUACAGCGGCUGGCAGAGCUGAAGCAGAGAACAGGGAAUACUGGGAAUAAAGAGCAGGCUCUCUUUAGUGAGAUUCAAGCAGCAGUCAACACAGACUGCCUGGCUGGUACACCCUUCUCCUGUCUGUCCUUCAUUGUACCAGACAGCUAAUGCACUUCAUUUGAUUUGAAGUGGACGACAAAAUCAUUGCACUGUUUGAAAGCGACCAUAAGUCUAAUUCAGAGUAUGAGCAAUACUAAUAUAUUAUGAGCAAUAAGGAAUGCUCUCAUGCCUCUUGUCAAUCCUUCAUGGUCUUGAAACAUUGUUGCUUUUUCGGAUAAAAUAGACGAGGCAAAGAAUGGGCUAAAAUGGUCGUAGUAUGUUGUGAUCAUACUUAUGCCAUUUGUUAAUGUUGUUAGUAAAUAAUGAUAAAAUAGUACCAGGCCUUGAUAGUGUGAUAUUUCUAAAUGCCACAUUGUAGUCGAGAAGCUUUCUCAAAAAUGCAUGCUGGUUUCAGUAAUCCACUAUGAACAGCUAUGAGAUCACAUUCAGGUCAUGUUCAAUUGAUGUCUUCUUGAUUGGUUUCACUCAGAAAUGACUUCUUACAGAAAUAAAAAUAAGUUGUAAAAGUUGAGAACCUUAUCAAAACAUCUUCUGUACACCACCAGAGGUCUCUAUAACACUGCAGUGCACUUUCCAUCAUUAGCUUAAACGACUGAUCAGAUUUGUAU
Messenger RNA from Carassius auratus (goldfish), 3250 nucleotides. Its product is annotated as exocyst complex component 3-like protein 4. Gene Ontology annotation, molecular function: SNARE binding. The record is from RefSeq and is a predicted model, not a curated record. Gene Ontology annotation, cellular component: exocyst. The coding region runs from base 318 to 2690 and encodes 790 amino acids. Lineage: Eukaryota; Metazoa; Chordata; Actinopteri; Cypriniformes; Cyprinidae. The transcript is spliced from 14 exons. Gene Ontology annotation, biological process: exocytosis; exocyst localization.